AUGACUAAUUAUCAUUCUAUUGGAGACGUAGAGGAUGGUCGUCCGAUCGAGGAUGAUACUACUUUUAUUAAACCAUGGUGGCGUUCUUUGUUGAAAGCUAUUGUUUUAAUAGUAUGUAUUGGGCUUUUAUUUGACAUCGAUGGUAUAAUUGGCGAUUCUGAUCUUAUUGUCGCUACUCAUGGUGCCGUUGCUUCCGAAUUAGUGAAUUGUUCUGUUAUUGGAAUUGAUGCUGUUGAUGCCGCGAUUGCAACUCAAAUAUGUAUCGGUACAAUCAAUGCAUUUUCUGCUGGAAUUGGAGGCUUAAUGAUGAUCCGUUUACCUAAUGGAACUGCUGAAUUUAUUGAUUCCCGGGAAACUGCUCCAAAAGCUGCUAGAGCUGAUAUGUAUAAAAAGAAUCAUACUUGGUCUGCGAUCGGUGGGCUCGCUCCAUCAAUUAAACUAAGUCGUUAUGGAUUUCCUGUACCUCCAGAAUUGGAUCGACGACUAAAG
Molecule: messenger RNA, 489 nt
Organism: Racocetra fulgida
Lineage: Eukaryota; Fungi; Glomeromycota; Glomeromycetes; Diversisporales; Gigasporaceae
Source: the annotation of a GenBank genome assembly